AUGUCUGUGAUCAGCGCCCUGCCGUUCCUCAAGCCCAUUCACUUCAGGACUCUGCAGAGCUCUCCCGGGCGCCAGCGCCGACACACUCUUCCCGCCAGUGAGUUUCGGUGCCUCACGCCCGAAGAUGCCAUCAGCGUGUUUGAAAUAGAGAGAGAAGCGUUUAUUUCAGUCUCGGGAGACUGCCCCCUCCACCUGGAUGAGAUUCGCCACUUUCUGAACCUGUGUCCAGAGCUGUCGCUUGGCUGGUUUGAAGAAGGGCGACUAGUGGCUUUCAUUAUUGGUUCUCUCUGGGAUCAGGAAAGACUCAGCCAGGAUGCUCUAACUCUACACAAGCCUCAUGGCUCCACAGUCCACAUCCACGUUUUGGCAGUGCAUCGUACCUUCCGCCAGCAAGGCAAAGGCUUCAUCUUAAUGUGGCGCUACCUACAGUACCUGUGCUGCCUGCCCUAUGUUCGGCGAGCUACACUGAUGUGUGAGGACUUCCUCAUCCCUUUCUAUGCUAAAUGUGGUUUCAAGGCGUUAGGCCCAUGCGCUGUCACUGUAGGCGUUCUGACUUUCAUUGAGAUGCAAUAUGCCAUUCAUGGCCAUGCAUUAAUGCGCAGGAACAGUGGCUGCUGAGGUCAUGCCUCAUUUUCCCACACUUUCCAGCUUGUGGCGUUGCUGACUGGCAGGCUCUUUUCCAGUGGUACCCAAGUCUUCAAGUGGA
This is a messenger RNA of Euleptes europaea (tarantolino), 706 nucleotides long. It is a transcript of the gene AANAT, whose product is annotated as aralkylamine N-acetyltransferase. Gene Ontology annotation, biological process: response to light stimulus; melatonin biosynthetic process; circadian rhythm. Gene Ontology annotation, cellular component: cytoplasm. The transcript is spliced from 3 exons. The coding region runs from base 1 to 618 and encodes 205 amino acids. Lineage: Eukaryota; Metazoa; Chordata; Lepidosauria; Squamata; Sphaerodactylidae. The record is from RefSeq and is a predicted model, not a curated record. Gene Ontology annotation, molecular function: aralkylamine N-acetyltransferase activity.